UGAUAAGCCGCGCGGGUCUUACAAUCGCAAAUCAUUGAGAUAUCUAAUGAUGUUCAUAGACCACUGCAACAAAAUGAAGAAGUUCUUAGCCUGCUGUACUCAACAAGAACACGAAGAUAAAAGAGAGGGACGAAGGCUGCGCAGAAAGAUGGUGAUCGUUGGAGACGGUGCCUGCGGCAAGACCGCCCUAGUGACCAGGAUGGCUACCGGAAGCUUUGUGGACAUUGGCUACAUCCCAACAGUGUUUGAGACGGACAUGAUUGAAGUGAAUACGGGCAGGGAGACAGUUGAUCUGGUCAUAUUUGAUACAGCGGGACAAGAAGACUAUGAUCGUCUGAGGCCAUUCUCUUACAGCGAUGUGGACGUGGUUCUCAUCUGUUUUUCUUUGGCCGACUCUGACACGCUGUUAAAUGUCAUGUCCAACUGGGUUCCAGAAAUUCGUUAUUACUGCAAGGACGCGCCCAUCAUUCUAGUUGGCAACAAGAAAGACCUUCGGGACCCGGAACUCUCUACUUCAUGCAAGAGCUCAACGCAUUCACUCCUGGCCGAUUCCCCAGCUGCAGAGUCCGCAGCCGUGCAGGAGACAAGCGCAGCUAGGCCAACGUCAGUUUUCGAAGACCUGAGCAGGCCAGUCUACAAGGUCAAUGCUCCGGUGAAGCACAGCGAGGGCGCCUUGAUUGCAGGGAGGAUCGGCGCCAUGGCCUACUUUGAAACGUCUGCCCUGAAGGGCGAUAAUGUGGAAGAGUUACUGCUGGCCACAACCAAAGCAGCAGUGUUGGGUAUCAAAAAGUCCAGGAAAUACAGACCAUUUACUGAUACACUUAGGAGCUGGAAAUCUGUACAGGCUUUGAGGGGAAAGAACAGCUGAUAGGAUAAAUCUUCAGGCUUUGAUGGGAAAGAGCAGCUGAUAGGAUAAAUCUGUAGGCUACAGGCUUUGAGGGAAGAAAACAGCAGAUAAGACAAAUCUGUACAUGGUUUGAGGGGAAACAGUAAAAGAUUUUACAAACUAUUGAAAGACCCGAAGCUUGUUUUCUCAGCUAAAGAGUUGGUAGGAGCAAACAGGUCAAGCUCGGGCUUACACAGAAAUGAAAUUAUGACCUGAAGACAGU
Messenger RNA from Biomphalaria glabrata, 1109 nucleotides. RefSeq names its product ras-like GTP-binding protein rhoA. Gene Ontology annotation, molecular function: GTPase activity; GTP binding. The coding region runs from base 47 to 868 and encodes 273 amino acids. Gene Ontology annotation, biological process: small GTPase-mediated signal transduction. NCBI's taxonomy places the organism in Eukaryota, Metazoa, Mollusca, Gastropoda, Planorbidae. The transcript is spliced from 3 exons. The record is from RefSeq and is a predicted model, not a curated record.